Messenger RNA from Entrophospora sp. SA101, 234 nucleotides. NCBI's taxonomy places the organism in Eukaryota, Fungi, Glomeromycota, Glomeromycetes, Entrophosporales, Entrophosporaceae. The record is from the annotation of a GenBank genome assembly.
AUGACUGUAUUUGGACUUAGUUGCUUGGUAACACCAGCGUGUCUAGCGAUCUCAGUUGGAGGUCAGGUGAUUGUAUGUUCUCCACUUGAGGUGAAAUACGAGCAUUUUUUUGCCGAAACAUUAGCCCAAGCAGGUCACAAUCUUCAAGAAGAAUUGACCCAAGAUUUAGAAAAAAACACUGAAGGAAUUACUCUUUCCACUAUUCAUGGUGUUAAAGGGAAAAGUAGUGCUUGA